Empidonax traillii (willow flycatcher) is the source of this 1476-nucleotide messenger RNA. RefSeq names its product NAD-dependent malic enzyme, mitochondrial-like. The annotation marks the transcript as partial. The transcript has 13 exons. Gene Ontology annotation, cellular component: mitochondrion. The record is from RefSeq and is a predicted model, not a curated record. Gene Ontology annotation, biological process: pyruvate metabolic process; malate metabolic process. Gene Ontology annotation, molecular function: malate dehydrogenase (decarboxylating) (NAD+) activity; NAD binding; malate dehydrogenase (decarboxylating) (NADP+) activity. Lineage: Eukaryota; Metazoa; Chordata; Aves; Passeriformes; Tyrannidae.
AUGUUCUCCCGACUGAGGGCAGCCGCCUCGCCGUGCCGCCUCCUCCACACCAAGGAGAAGGGCAAGCCGCUGAUGCUCAACCCGCGGACCAACAAGGGCAUGGCCUUCACGCUGCACGAGCGGCAGAUGCUGGGCUUGCAAGGGCUCCUGCCUCCCAAAAUAGAGACCCAGGACAUCCAGGCCUUGCGCUUCCACAAGAACCUGGCCAAAAUGACCGACCCCCUGGAGAAGUAUAUCUACAUCAUGGGGAUCCAGGAGAGGAACGAGAAGCUGUUCUACAGGGUGCUGCAGGACGACAUCGAGCGGCUGAUGCCCAUCGUGUACACGCCCACAGUGGGCCUCGCCUGCUCCCAGUACGGGCACAUCUUCAGGAGACCCAAAGGGUUAUUUAUUUCCAUCUCAGACAGAGGCCACAUCAGGUCGAUCGUGAACAACUGGCCGGAGAACGACGUUAAGGCUGUCGUCGUCACGGACGGAGAAAGGAUAUUGGGUCUGGGCGACCUGGGAGUGUAUGGGAUGGGAAUCCCGGUGGGAAAGCUGUGCUUGUACACGGCCUGCGCCGGGAUACACCCGGAUAAAUGCCUGCCCGUGUGCAUCGACGUCGGGACCGACAACACGACGCUCCUGAAAGAUCCCUUCUACAUGGGCCUGUACCAGAAGAGGGACCGCUCGCAGGUCUACGACGACCUGAUCGACGAGUUCAUGGAGGCCAUCACGGACAGGUACGGCCAGAACACGCUUAUCCAGUUCGAAGACUUCGGGAACCACAACGCUUUCCGCUUCCUGCGCAAAUACCGAGAGAAAUACUGCACCUUCAACGACGACAUCCAAGGGACGGCCUCGGUGGCCUUGGCGGGACUGCUGGCAGCGCAGAAAGCCACCGGCAAACCCCUCACGGAGCAGAAAGUGCUGUUCCUCGGGGCGGGAGAGGCCGCCCUGGGAAUCGCCAACCUCAUCGUCAUGGCGAUGGUGGAGAGCGGCGUCUCCGCCGAGGAGGCCUACGGGCGGAUAUGGAUGUACGACAAAUUCGGCUUGCUGGUUCAGGGCCGAGAACAAAAGGUAGAUUCCAAUCAGGAGCCCUUCACGCACCGGCCCCCAGAGCAGAUACCCAAGACCUUUGUGGAGGCGGUGAACGUGCUCCGGCCUUCAGCCAUCAUCGGAGUGGCAGGGGCCGGCAGGCUCUUCUCCCCCGACGUGCUCAAGGCCAUGGCCGCCAUCAACGAGCGGCCCAUCGUGUUCGCCCUCAGCAACCCCACGGCCAAGGCCGAGUGCACGGCGGAGGAGGCCUACACGCUGACCGAGGGCCGCUGCUUGUUCGCCAGCGGCAGCCCCUUCGACCUGGUGACCCUGAAGGACGGCAGGACCUUCAAGCCGGGCCAGGGCAACAACGCUUACAUCUUUCCAGGCGUGGCCCUGGCGGUGAUCCUCAGCAGCGUUCGGCACAUCAGCGACAAGGUUUUCCUGGAGGCUGCCAAG